AGAUUUUCCAUCUUUCUAACGCCACUUCUACUUUUUCUUCGUAAGCAUAACGACGCUUUCUUGGGUUAAAAUUCCAAAAUGUCUUUCAGACGAGAUUUCAAGGAUGGCAAGUGGCCUUUUGGUGGACAAGGAGGGCCGGAUGUUGUACCCUCUCCGACAGGAGCAGCUUGUGUCAAGAUUAGUGAAAUUCUGGCCUCAGCUGACGAACAUGCAGGAGAGUAUUCGUUCGGUGGUCUAGCUCAUACUCUCCCAGUCAUCUCUGGACUAUUUGUCAACGACGUUGGGAUAAUUCCGUUCCCACUUGCUCCAGACCACGCAGAGAAGUUGAUUUCGAGAUGUGAAAAGUCUCCUUUCGGACACAACAUGGACACGAAGAUGGAUGAGAACGUCCGGAAGAGUUGGCAACUGCAGCCUGAUCAAGUGGAGUUCAGAAACCCAUUAUGGCAAGAAGGGUUGGACAAAUUGACGAAGACGAUCGCUACGUGUUUGGGUUACAAGGGUGUUGCAUUGCGCGGUGUUCUCUACAAGCUGCUCGUGUACGGAGAGGGAGGCCACUUCCUGAAACAUCAAGAUACGGAGAAAGAAGACGGCAUGAUUGCGACGCUGGUUGUUCAACCUCCGAGUACUCACGAAGGAGGAGACUUGAUCGUGUAUCGAAACGGACAAGUGGAGCACCGCCACGAUUUCGGCAAAGCUGACGGUACUGCAGCCUAUUUCCCACACUACGCCGUGCACUAUUCGGAUGCUGAACAUGCUCUGGAGGAAGUGACGAUAGGCUAUCGUCUUGUGUUGGUGUAUUCGAUUUGUCUUCCGAAGUCGUUGAGCCACGUGAAACGAGACCCAAAUGUGACGAUGACGGAUAAGCUCGCCAAUGUGAUCAAUAGUAUGGGACCAGAAAAUGAACAUUUUGCUCUAUUGCUAUCGCACGAGUAUACUAAGAAGAGUAUUGGGGAGAUGGGUACUGCAGCUCUGAAAGGAAUCGAUUGUGCGCGAUUUCGUAUGCUUGAAGAAGCGAACAAUUUCGUGUUAAGUGAUAAGAAACUUCGGUUCUUCAUUGCAAAGCUCGUGGUCAAGGUCGAUGCCUGGCUUGAUGAGUAUGGUUGGGACCGCUGUGGCUACCAGGAAGCCCUUCAUUGGUACAACACAACAGGGGAAAGCUUGGGACAUAUCGAAUCUUCCUUGAAAUUCAACUUUUUGAAUCCUGGACGUGAAUCGCUGCUCCAAAUGUGGAAAUCUUAUGGAGAUUCUGAAGACGCCUACACUGGUAAUGAUGGACCAGUCAAACGUACGAAAUACUCGAGAUUUGCGAUUGUUGCGUGGCCUGCUAAUCAGCAUCUGAUGUAUAUGACGAUAUUUGUGUCUGCGGAGAUCGCAGUGGAAGAGUUACUUCGACAGAGACCUGUUGGAGCUGUAUGUCUUCGCGAUCUUCUCACCAUUACCACCACCAAGGAUAGGUGGGGAAAAGUGAAUGCGCUUGGAUAUAUGCCGAAGGCUUCACUCCGAUUCUGUCGCUCUUUCUUCGAGCUACUGGUGGAUACUAAAGAUGUGGAGCUGGCAAAGAUGUUUAUUACCAAUUUUUGUCCAAACCUGGGUGGUUUGGCAGAGAACACAACACUAGUCCCCGUCAUAGCCAACAUUGUGCGUACUUUUGCGUGGGAUGACAUUGGCGAUACAUUGCUAGCCUUGUUCCAACAACACAGAUACGAUACGAAGGGUGUUUCGGAUACGGAACUGCUGCUGCUUGUGGCCAGCCACUUGGAUGGCGGAUUUGCCAAGACAGCUACGAUCACCGCGGCUAUGGCAAAAGCCGAGUAUGCCAUAAGAUUUAGUGAAGCGGUUGAAGUCUUGUGGCAAGUCGUUCGAUCCGGUGACGACCAAAAUUUUGAAAUGGUGACAACCAAAAUUCAAAAGAGGGAUCCACGUGAGCUUGGACCAUUUGUGGAGGUGUGUUUGCACUAUACUAGCGACUACGAUCGAUCAAGUGAGCAGUUUAAAGCGCUUCAAAUGAUCGCUGGAAAGCGAAUGGAAUGGUUGAAGGGAGAGAUUCAGAGACUGGAUAAGGUUGAUAAGGUUUUUUCGUGGAGAAUGCCCUACGCCGAGGGAGAAGACCAAAAAGAAAUUGAGCCAUUUCUACGAGGUCCGGAAGAAUCUACGACGGUUAAAGGGAUAAUAAUGUAUGGCGGCGAGCUAAGGGAGUUUAUUGGGUUAUAUGAAGCGAAAAGGUAUGCGAAGACAAUUCUCGAGGAUCUGAAAGAAUGUUCAUUUAGGACCGAAGUUGGCGAAGACAGGAUUCCUUUUGUGGCGAUCACAAAAACGCGGGAGUGGUUCGAGGACGCCCAGAGGAAGCUGGCUAAAUUCAAAGCAGAGUUGUUUCGUCUGCACGAAAGUUACUGAUGUAUGACGAGUUUGACAAGGGAAUUCGUCAUUUUAAUGUUAAAAAAAAACAAUAACGUUUUUCGUGGCGUAUUUACUUACUUGAAACGAGCU
Molecule: messenger RNA, 2487 nt
Organism: Phytophthora nicotianae INRA-310
Lineage: Eukaryota; Oomycota; Peronosporomycetes; Peronosporales; Peronosporaceae
Exons: 1
Coding region: 79-2394 (771 amino acids)
Source: RefSeq, a predicted model, not a curated record